GCCUCGGCUCUCUGUUCUCCGGUCCGAACCUCUCUGGGAUCACCUCGGACACCCUGAAGGUGGCGGGGGUCCGGCACGCCUCCACCCUGGAGCUCAGCGAGGAGGGUGUGGAGGCGUCAGCCACCACCGCCGUCACCACCAUGCGCUCCAUCUCCCUGUUCUCAGCCAACUCUCCGUUCUUCUUCGCCCUCGUGGACGACGCCUCGCUGGCCCCCCUCUUCAUGGGCCUCGUCACAAACCCCGCCCCCGACCACAUGCUCAACGACGACCCCGGGCGAAACAACGGCACCAUGAGCGACCAGCCGGAGAUGGAGAAGUUAUCACCAGAAUGAAUAAUAAACUAUUAAAGGUCACCAAUUAUGCAAAAAUAUUUUCUACAUCAACAUGUGUCCCCUCUUCUUCAUGUCUCUUCUACAUCAA
Messenger RNA from Notothenia coriiceps (black rockcod), 420 nucleotides. Its product is annotated as alpha-2-antiplasmin-like. The annotation marks the transcript as partial. Lineage: Eukaryota; Metazoa; Chordata; Actinopteri; Perciformes; Nototheniidae. Gene Ontology annotation, biological process: negative regulation of endopeptidase activity. The record is from RefSeq and is a predicted model, not a curated record. Gene Ontology annotation, molecular function: serine-type endopeptidase inhibitor activity. The transcript has a single exon.